AUGGGCAUGCAGGAACAAGAGGAGAGAGGUGGACUGAUUGAUAGGGAGUGGGUGGACUUUUCAACGAGCCACUUCACUUCACGGGCUUUUGAGGCGCCUCAAAAGACAGACCCAAUAGCGAGCCACUUCACAGUGAGGGCUUUUGAGGCGCCUCAAAAGACAGACCCAAUAGCGAGCCCCUUCACAGUGAGGGCUUUUGAGGCGCCUCAAAAGACAGACCCAAUAGCGAGCCACUUCACAGUGAGGGCUUUUGAGGCGCCUCAAAAGACAGUCCCAAUAGCGAGCCACUUCACAGUGAGGGCUUUUGAGGCGCCUCAAAAGACAGACCCAAUAGCGAGCCACUUCACAGUGAGGGCUUUUGAGGCGCCUCAAAAGACAGACCCAAUAGCGAGCCACUUCACAGUGAGGGCUUUUGAGGCGCCUCAAAAGACAGACCCAAUAGCGAGCCACUUCACAGUGAGGGCUUUUGAGGCGCCUCAAAAGACAGACCCAAUAGCGAGCCCCUUCACAGUGAGGGCUUUUGAGGCGCCUCAAAAGACAGACCCAAUAGCGAGCCACUUCACAGUGAGGGCUUUUGAGGCGCCUCAAAAGACAGUCCCAAUAGCGAGCCACUUCACAGUGAGGGCUUUUGAGGCGCCUCAAAAGACAGACCCAAUAGCGAGCCACUUCACAGUGAGGGCUUUUGAGGCGCCUCAAAAGACAGACCCAAUAGCGAGCCACUUCACAGUGAGGGCUUUUGAGGCGCCUCAAAAGACAGACCCAAUAGCGAGCCACUUCACAGUGAGGGCUUUUGAGGCGCCUCAAAAGACAGACCCAAUAGCGAGCCACUUCACAGUGAGGGCUUUUGAGGCGCCUCAAAAGACAGACCCAAUAGCGAGCCACUUCACAGUGAGGGCUUUUGAGGCGCCUCAAAAGACAGACCCAAUAGCGAGCCACUUCACAGUGAGGGCUUUUGAGGCGCCUCAAAAGACAGACCCAAUAGCGAGCCACUUCACAGUGAGGGCUUUUGAGGCGCCUCAAAAGACAGACCCAAUAGCGAGCCACUUCACAGUGAGGGCUUUUGAGGCGCCUCAAAAGACAGACCCAAUAGCGAGCCACUUCACAGUGAGGGCUUUUGAGGCGCCUCAAAAGACAGACCCAAUAGCGAGCCACUUCACAGUGAGGGCUUUUGAGGCGCCUCAAAAGACAGACCCAAUAGCGAGCCACUUCACAGUGAGGGCUUUUGAGGCGCCUCAAAAGACAGGCCCAAUAGCGAGCCACUUCACAGUGAGGGCUUUUGAGGCGCCUCAAAAGACAGACCCAAUAGCGAGCCACUUCACAGUGAGGGCUUUUGAGGCGCCUCAAAAGACAGACCCAAUAGCGAGCCACUUCACAGUGAGGGCUUUUGAGGCGCCUCAAAAGACAGACCCAAUAGCGAGCCACUUCACAGUGAGGGCUUUUGAGGCGCCUCAAAAGACAGACCCAAUAGCGAGCCACUUCACAUCACAGUGA
This is a messenger RNA of Closterium sp. NIES-65, 1491 nucleotides long. Lineage: Eukaryota; Viridiplantae; Streptophyta; Zygnematophyceae; Desmidiales; Closteriaceae. The record is from the annotation of a GenBank genome assembly.